This is a messenger RNA of Polypterus senegalus (gray bichir), 2523 nucleotides long. Its product is annotated as extracellular calcium-sensing receptor-like. Bases 40 to 2523 code for a protein of 827 amino acids. The record is from RefSeq and is a predicted model, not a curated record. Gene Ontology annotation, cellular component: membrane. NCBI's taxonomy places the organism in Eukaryota, Metazoa, Chordata, Cladistia, Polypteriformes, Polypteridae. The transcript has 6 exons. Gene Ontology annotation, molecular function: G protein-coupled receptor activity. Gene Ontology annotation, biological process: G protein-coupled receptor signaling pathway.
GAUCCUUUCUGCAGACUGCAAGGACAGCCAAGUCAGCCUAUGUUUUCACAGAAUGGAGAUAUUGUAAUCGGAGGCAUUUUCUCGAUGCAUUACAACCUGAUACUUAGAAAACCUACAUUUAAUGUUAUACCUGAGCCACUCAAAUGCAAAGGGAUUAAUCUGAAAGGGUUUCAGUUUGCCCAGGCAAUGGUUUUUGCCAUUGAAGAAAUCAAUAACAGUACAGAUGUUCUUCCUGAAAUUUCUCUUGGCUAUAAAAUAUUUGAUGGGUGUAGUUUUCCACUAUUGGCUAUAAAAGGAGCAAUGGAGUUAAUAAAUGGGCCAGAGGAUGAGAUGUCCUUUAAUGAGUCCUGCUCUAAAUCAUUUUUUGCUCCUGGACUCAUCGGGCAAUCUGACUCGACAUCAACCAUAGGAAUGGCAGCAACUCUUGGUCCUUUUCAUAUUCCUGUGGUAAGCCACUUUGCCACAUGUGCCUGUCUUAGCAGUAGAAAAGAGUUUCCUUCAUUUUUUCGAACAAUCCCAAGUGAUUAUUAUCAAAGUAAAGCCUUGGCACAGCUUGUUAAGCAUUUUGGGUGGACUUGGGUUGGGACAGUGAGAAGUGACAAUGAUUAUGGCAAUAAUGGAAUGGCAACCUUUAUACAAGCUGCGCAGCUAGAGGGCGUUUGUAUUGAGUACACAGAAGCCAUUUAUAGAACUAAUCCAAGAGAAAGGUUUCUUCGUACUGUGGAGGUUAUUAAACAGUCCACUUCAAAGGUGAUAGUUGCCUUCGUAUCUGUGGUGGAUAUGGAAUUUCUGAUUAAUGAGCUGCUCCUUCAGAAUGUUACAGGAUUUCAGUGGGUUAGCAGUGAGGCAUUGUUUUCUGGAAAAAAUCUUGCAACAGAAGCAAAUUUUAAAAUUGUUGGUGGAGCCAUAGGGGUUGCAAUUGUUAAUGCAGUGAUGCCAGGGCUAAAAGACUUUCUGUUGAAUAUCCAUCCUGCUAAUGACCCUGGUAAUAUUGGAUUAAAUACCAUAUGGGAAAAUACUUUUAACUGUUCAUUUUCUUCUCAAGACAAUUCUUCCUCUAUAAAAAAAUGUACUGGUUCUGAAAAUUUAGAAGAAAUACGUAAUGAUUAUACUGAUGUAACUGAUCUUGGUGUCACAAACAAUGUAUACAAAGCUGUUUAUGCUAUCGCACAUUCGCUACAUAAUCUUAUCACUUGUCAAAAUAAAGCACAAUUUGAAAAUGAUAAAGUAUGUCCAGACAAGAAGCAGAUUGAACCAUGGAUGGUACUUCAUUACCUUAAAAGUGUGAAUUUCACAACGAGGAGUGGAGACAUUGUUUAUUUUGACAGCAAUGGUGAUCCAGUUGCUAAAUAUAACUUAGUUAACUGGCAGCUCACUAAGGAAGGUGUCACCCAGUUUGUUAUAAUUGGUGUCUACGAUGCCUCCUUGCCAGAAGGACAGCAAUUUAAAAUGAAAAAUGUGCCUAUUAUCUGGGCUGGUAACCAGUACAAGGUACCCAAAUCAGUAUGCAGUGAACUGUGUCCUCCAGGUACAAGAAAAGCUGUUCAAAAAGGAAGACCCUUAUGCUGCUUUGAUUGCAUACAAUGUGCUGAAGGAGAAAUAACAAAUAAAACUGAUUCAACAGAAUGCAUGAAGUGCCCUCUAGAGUACAUGUCAAACAAACAAAGAGACCUGUGUAUCCUAAAGGAAAUUGAAUUUUUAUCCUGUGAUGAAAUCAUGGGAAUGCUGCUAGCAAUAUUUUCUUUACUGGGAACAUGUGCAACUGUAGCUACAGCCUCAGUUUUCUUUCAUUUUAGACAGACUCCUAUUGUCAAAGCCAAUAACUCUGAGCUGAGUUUUCUUCUCCUGUUUUCAUUAUCAUUAUGUUUUCUGUGUUCCCUCACAUUUAUUGGCGAGCCCUCUAAUUGGUCCUGUAUGUUACGCCAUACUGCAUUUGGAAUUACCUUUGUCUUGUGCAUUUCUUGUGUUCUAGGAAAAACAAUUGUAGUAUUAAUGGCAUUUAGGUCUACACUACCUGGAAGUAAUGUUAUGAAAUGGUUUGGACCUCAUCAACAACGAUUCACUGUUCUUGCCUUUACUCUCAUACAAGCUAUAAUUUGCUUACUUUGGCUAAUAUUGUCACCUCCUUUCCCACAUCAAAACACCACACAUUACGUUGAAAAAAUAAUUCUGGAGUGUGCUUUGGGAUCAACAGUGGCAUUUUAUGCAGUUUUAGGUUAUAUUGGAUUUCUGUCAGCCAUAUCCUUUGUCCUUGCCUUUUUGGCCCGUAAUUUACCAGAUAAUUUUAAUGAAGCAAAAUACAUCACUUUUAGUAUGCUGAUAUUCUGCGCUGUCUGGAUUACUUUUAUUCCGGCGUACAUUAGUUCACCUGGAAAGUAUACAGUAGCAGUAGAAAUAUUUGCAAUAUUAGUUUCCAGCUUUGCUUUGCUUUUCUGCAUUUUUGCACCAAAGUGUUACAUUAUUUUACUAGAACCAGAGAACAAUACAAAGAAAAAAUUAAUUGGCAAAUCAAGAAUAAAAUAA